Molecule: messenger RNA, 1523 nt
Organism: Periconia digitata
Lineage: Eukaryota; Fungi; Ascomycota; Dothideomycetes; Pleosporales; Periconiaceae
Source: the annotation of a GenBank genome assembly
AACACACCCGUUCGCCGGGCCAAAGCUCCAACUUCCUCACCACCUGGAACCCACAACUCGCUCAAUGUGAAAUCCGUGAACGUCGCAAUCAUGGAUCUCUUAGCAGCCCGUGAUCAGGAGAAUCAAGUGCAUCGCAUGCACGCCGCCGCCGCUGGAAAGGCCGGUAUGAAGGCUUUGGGCGCCAAAACACCAGCAAACAAAGCUCCCAAGACACCCUUCAAGGUGCCGCUCAAUGACGAAAAUGCUGUUGGCAUGCCCGGAAAAUCCGUUCUCAAGACCAAUGGGAAAGGAAACAUCCCCAUGACCGUGAAGAAAAAUGGGAAGCUCGACACAAACUCCUUCGUUACCCCGGCUGGCCCCCGGUCGCGUGCUCCUCUUGGAAUGAAAACUACGAAUGCCAAAGCUGCCGCCUUCCAGACCCCAGGUGCCGUCUCAUCUGCCAAGACCCAGAAAGCCAGUCCCCGUCUCCGCCGUCCCAAAGUCAAAGUCCACCAGCCAGAAUUGGAAAAUGAGGAGGAAGAUGAUGUUCCUGAGAUCGAGUACAUGCCGCCCAAGGAAGUCCCACUUCCAGACGACAUGGAUGACUAUGUUCCUUCGGACCUGAAGUAUCCCAUGUUCGAGGGGAAGAAUGCUACUCGUGGCAUGUGGGAAGUGUAUCACAACCCAAUUGAAGAUGAUGGUCGUACGCGAGGUCAACGCGAAUUUGAAGAAGGCCUAGAACGCGACAAGAAGCAGCGGGACGAAGAAUUUGACAAGCUAUUCAAUGCGCAAUGGGAGAAAGAUCAAGAGGAAACAAGCAGGUACUUUGGUGUAGAGCCGCUGAAGAAAGUAGCUCCUCAACCCUCACUCAAGCCCGGAGACCCCAAGAAGAAACACGCAACUGGCCCUUCCACCAUCAAGGCUCGCUCUGCCGUUGCUGCUCUAUCAGAUACUUCGAAGCCCGAUUUCGCCGCGUCUAGAGUAGCCAACAAGUCACGAACUGCCGGAGACCUGAACCCUAUGAAGAAGGCUCCCAAGCCAGUCGCUUCUCCAUCGACCACCCGCCAUGCCGCCGCAACAGCUGCCUCAAAAAGUACAAUCGGCUACGCCAAAGGUCGUGCAACCGCCACCAACGCUGCACCCCGCAAGCCCCUUUCCAAUGUCACCAAACCAGCUCCCUUCUCCGCCGUCACCCGUCGUCCUACAUCUACCGCCCCCAGCACGACCACCUCACGUACCCGAGCUCCGAGCACCUCUACCGUGGCAUCUACAGGUGCCUCCGUCCCUAGGCCUCGCACCGCCUUCUCGCGCUCGAGCUCCACCUCCACCCAGGAUACGCUGGUCGCGCCGCCCCAGGAAGAGCCGCAGCCGGUGCGCACGGCCGAGGAUGUGGAGCGCGAGAUGGAGCGCUUGUUUCUGGAAGAUUCGGAGGGAGAAGAAGCGGAUGCAUGGGCGAAUAGCUUUUCAGAGCAGCUUGGUGGUGUGGACCCGUUUGAGGAGGACUUGGAGGGGUUCCAGAUGCAGCUGCCUGAGGGGUUGUAGAU